This is a messenger RNA of Carica papaya (papaya), 2551 nucleotides long. Its product is annotated as Pectin lyase-like superfamily protein. Gene Ontology annotation, molecular function: pectate lyase activity. The record is from RefSeq and is a predicted model, not a curated record. NCBI's taxonomy places the organism in Eukaryota, Viridiplantae, Streptophyta, Magnoliopsida, Brassicales, Caricaceae.
GUGUCUGCUGCCGCCACUGCAACCAAUCAAACCUCUGUUUUCGCUUGGCGAAACAAAGGUAAAAAUCUGCAGAUAAUUGAAUUUGAAUCUUGUGAUUUAUGGGAUUGCCUUUGAAUCUUUUUGCUAAUCGAGACCCUGAAAAAGCUCAAAUCUUUGUCUGCACCUGGGAGGAGGCGGUCAAUUUGGGUUUUUCCCCGGGGGGGUGGGGGAUAAAAGAACUGAUUCAUGCUUGCUUCAAGUCCGCAAAGAAUCUUUUAAUCCGCAGAGAAAGACCAAAUUUGUUAAUGAAGUCAAGAAACCCAAACUAGAAAAAAAGUUUGGAUAAGCUCUCUCUUCUUUCUCUCUCUCUCCCUCUCUCUCUCUCUCUCUCUAAAUUCUCUACCUUUUUUCAGAGUGAUUUUUAUGAUCUGCAAUCCCUAGAAUGAUUAGGGAGCAAGCUAGGAAUGUAAUCUCAGAAACCCUUCAAGGGAAUUUUUGAGAGAGGAAGAGAUAGAUAAGAAGAGGGGAAAGAAAUCUUCAUACUCUCCUUCUCCUCCCUCUUCAUCUUAUUUCACCAUUAGAGCAUAAGCUCCUUUGAAGCUCUUCUUUUUAGUUUUCUUUUUUUUUUGUUUUUUGAAGAGAAGAGAGAGAGAGAGAGAGAGGGAGAGUCACAAUAAUCCUAUCUCACUUCCUACCUAGAAAGUAAACGAAGUUCCCUGUUUGGAUUAUCGUACUAAUAUUAUUAUUUUAAUAUUUCUAAUUUUUUUUAUAAAAACUACUUCACAUUCGCCCAAAUUUUGCAUCUUCCUAAGUUUCUCUUGUUACAUUCACGAGAAAACAGAAGAGAAAAAGCAAAGAAAGGAAGAGACAUUUCUCCUCCUCAGGAGGGAAGGGGUCUUUUUCUUUUCUUUUUUUCUUUUUUAAAAAACAGAAGAAGCAGAAUUGCAGAAGAAUAAAAGGAGAGAGAGAGAGAGAGAGAGAGGAAACAUACACAUUACACCUCCAACAAAUAUAUACCUCACCAUUAUUAUUGUCCCUUCAACAAUGUUUCUUCCCACCUGCAUUUUCUUAUUGUUCCUUUUCAGCUCUCUUUCUUACACAACCAGAGCUGCUGCUCUCAAUCUCACCCUUCCUCACCAGCAUCCUUACCCAGAAGCUGUUGUUCAAGAUGUUCAAAGGAAAGUCAAUACCUCCGUCUCAAGAAGGCAACUUUUUACAGUUCAACAGCACGACCAAUCUUCAUGCCUCACCGGAAACCCCAUUGACGACUGCUGGCGGUGCGACCCGAACUGGGCCAAUAACCGGCAACGCCUAGCCGACUGCUCCAUCGGCUUCGGCCAUGGAACCCUCGGCGGAAAAGGCGGCAAGAUCUACAUAGUCACCGACUCCUCCGACAGAAACCCGGCCAACCCAACCCCAGGCACCCUCCGUCACGCCGUCAUCCAAACCGAACCUCUCUGGAUCAUCUUCUCCUCCAACAUGCUCAUCAACCUCAGGCACGAACUAAUCAUCAACAGUUACAAAACCAUCGACGGCCGUGGCGCUAACAUCGAGAUCACCGGCCACGGUUGUCUCACCAUUCAAGACGUCUCCCAUGUAAUCAUCCACAACAUCCAAAUCCACCAUUGCAAACCCUCGGGUAAAACAAUGAUCGCCUCGUCACCAACACACGUCGGCUUUCGUGGAGUAUCGGACGGCGACGGAAUCUCCAUCUCCGGCUCGCAGAAGAUCUGGAUAGACCACUGUUCACUCAGUUACUGUACGGACGGGUUAAUCGACGCCAUAAUGGGCUCGACGGGAAUCACCAUCUCCAACAGUUAUUUCUCGCAUCACGACGAGGUGAUGUUGCUGGGUCAUGACGAUAAAUUCUUGCCGGAUUCAGGGAUGCAGGUGACGAUAGCGUUUAACCAUUUCGGAGUGGCGCUGGUGCAGCGGAUGCCGCGGUGUAGACGAGGGUAUAUACACGUGGUGAAUAAUGAUUUCACGGCGUGGGAGAUGUAUGCUAUCGGAGGUAGUGCUAAUCCCACCAUUAACAGCCAAGGAAACCGGUACACAGCUCCGGCGAAUCCCGACGCCAAGGAGGUGACGAAGCGCGUGGAGACAGACGAGAACGACUGGGCGGAUUGGAACUGGAGGACGGACGGCGACUUGAUGGUAAACGGUGCGUUUUUUGUGCCGUCGGGAGCCGGACUCAGCGCGCAGUACGCAAAAGCGUCGAGUGUGGAGCCCAAGGCUGCGGCGCUCAUUAACCAACUCACUAUGAACGCUGGUGUCUGGGGUGGGACCAGGGACAAGAGUGAGGGUGGCUCCUAUCCUGGAUUUAUAGGUGGUGGGACAGGCGGCGGUGGCACCAUGAACACCGGUGGGUCCACGAACGGGGAUCGUGAUGGUGACCUGUUUGGUAUGAUAUUCGGGAGCGGUGCUCCGCCUCCACCAGCUCCACCGGCCGCCACCACAAUGGUGUUAUCUGUUUUGAUUAUUUUGGUUUUGUACACUAUCAUCACCAACCAAGGUGCACAACACUUGUCCUUACCAUUAUUAUAGAAAGCAAUCAAACAGGUGAUGAAGAGAA